AGCAGCAAAGUGUCUGUUUUCUCUGCUUUUAGGGAGUUUGUGCCAGCAGUUCCAGCGACCACCAGCAUGGAGAGAGCCGCCAUCUGCCAGACUGAUGAGAAAGGCGUUCCUUAUCUCAGAGGCAGAUAACAUCGAGGACUACCGUACUCAGAUUAUGUCCACAUUUGGGCAAGUCCUGAAGUACGACUCCACCAAGAAGAUCUGCAAGAAACUCUCCGGCGAUGGAAAAGGCACUGCAGAGUGGUGUACCAAUGUGGCCAACGAGCAGGGGCAGAUCCUCAUAUCUGUUCUCACCUGUGAGGAGUCAUUGGAGAAGAUGAGGCCGAUGGCUGAAGGCCUCAUGGAGAGGUACAGGAGAGCUGACGAGGCACCGCCCGAGCUCAUGUAUGUGGAUCGUGGCUGCUGUCGCAUCCACGCCGUGUCCUCGGUUGAGCAGCUCUUCAGUGACUGGACGGACAGGGGCAUGCUGGUACGGCUGGACAUCUUUCAUUGGAUCCAUCGAUUCGAUGCAGCCCUACGGACAGAUCAUCAUCCAAAGUAUGCCCUGUUCAAGUCUGCCCUCUCUGCUGCCGUCUUUGCCUACAACAAAGAUGACAUGGCUCUUCUGGUACAGGCGAUACGUGCCGGUCACCCAACCAACUAUGCCUCCCUGACUGACAGCCAGAUCAUCGAGCUGCGUAUCAGUAAAUAUGACCUCAGCCAUUACGUCAGGAGGAUCACAGUUAGUGCACAGGAAACAUGUGUGCGCGUGCAGUGCGCCAUUGAUCUCCUGAAGGGAGCCGCAGGGAUGGAUGAGAACCAGGUGCAUCUGUUUAAGGACUCUGCAGCCAUCGACCACGUCUGGGAGAACCAGCAGAAGCACCUUGAAUGCAUCCAGGAUCCACCAGGGAGGAACAUGUACACCAUCACCAAGUAUGUGACCCGUAACGGUGUUCGUCUUGCGCGGUACAGUACGGUGAGAGGAAGCAACAGUCUGGAGGGCUUUCAUUCGUUUCUGCCUGAUAUGAUCCCGGGACCCCACUGUGCUGCCGUCCCGUUUCAAUUCUAUCUGUUGGCUGGCAUCGCACGCUGGAACUCUAACAGGGAGUCAGCCAGCGUCCAAGGGCGGAAAGGGAGGAAACAUAUGGUGUACAUGUCUCCUCUGGUCCAUCGCCUAAACCAAAGGUGCCAGGAGCUAUUUGGGGAGGUGGAGGAGGCAAAAUACAGGCCUCCGGUUCCUGCUGGUGAUGAGCGCAUUGGUCUGGAGUACCUGUUUUCCCAGUCCUCAGAGCCCUUCAGUACUCCUGAUCAUUACGCACAGACUAGAGAGACACUUCAGGCAGAUGAGGAUGAGGACGAAGAUGUUCCUGCUGGGGUGGCAGAGGAAGAGGAAGAGCUGCAGGAGGAAGAUGAUGAUGUGGGCUACUCCUCAGACGGCGAGAGGGACAGCCUGACUCCUCUGAGGAACCGUCUGUGCCUCACCGAUCAGGCAGUGGCUGCUUAAUUUGACCCCUGUGUGGAGGACGUGUGCGGUCCCAAUCAUCUGCCUGGGUACCAGCACGUAGAGGAUCUGUGUAAAGUCCUUGUUGAGAUCGCCCUGGAGGAAGGAAAACUUGCCUUAAAUGAGUCGACCGGGCAAAAGGUCAUCAGCGCCUGGAACAAGCUUGACCUCCAUGACCGCAGCAUCCAACAAUUCGACAGCCUCUACUCUGCACGCUGGGGCAAUGCUCUGUUUGGCCGCACCAGUGGAGAUCCGACUGAGGCGUCCCUGGUGCAGAAGCUCAAGUUCAGCAAGCGGUACUCAGCCGCACACUUGGUGGACUCCAGAAAGAACCGGCUGAUGUACUGCCUGGUCAAACAGCUGUGGCUUCAUCCUGGUGUUGGAGGAAAAGCUAAAGGGUCACCGCUGAAACAGCAGAUCACUAAACUGUACCAGCGUGUGCAGCAGAGAGUGACGGUGGACGAUGAUCAGCUCAGCAAACUCGGGAUUCCCAUCCUGAAAAUAAAUUCAAAGUGCGUGAGCGAGUUCAUCAGGAGGCAGGAGGCGCUGUCAGCCACAAACGUCACCGACCAGGGUCUGUCUGUCCUCCGUCGUCACCAGAGCGUCUCCAGCACCAGCCAGCCCCCCGCUGAGGAGCUUCCAGAGGAAAGACCCCAUACCAGCCGGCCUGCAGUGCAGUAUCCCAUCACCACUUCUCUGGCCGGCACCCGAAAGUUAAAGCAAAGGCUCCCGCAAAUCUUACCUGUCCCUCCCUCUGCUCUUGCUCAACCAGUUCCUGCGCCGGCCCAUUCGAUACCCGCAGGACUCCGGCACACACACACUCCGCUGACUGCACCUCCCGCUGUUUCCUUGCCGCAGGCAUCCACUCCGCUACUGUUGCCCUCAAGAUCAACAGUCUACAAGAGGAAAAAGGCAGAACUCAGUGGCUCUGGACAUCCAACCUCAGUGAAGGUUUACAUCUGUGCUCUGUGUGGCCAACCAACUCAAGGCCACAAGAAAUACAGAAAGAAGAGCUACUGUGAGAGCUCCAAAGCCUCCACGUCCACAAACCUUGCUGGGCAGACGUUUGACUGUUUUGAAGACUUUAAAAGGGCUGUGGACGUUCUCUUGGGCUCUCAGUCUCAGGCCUCCGAGUCUGUCUAACUGGACCUCUAUCCAUGUUGCGGUUCAUAGUUCUUGACUUGUAACAGUGUUAUUGUUGCAAAAAUGGAUAUGUUAUAAUAACAGUUGGUUGUUUGAAAGUUUACAGUGUUUUACACUAAUCUGUUGAUUGUUGUAACACUGGUAUUGAUGCAAAAAUGUAUGUUAUAAUAACAGUUGAUUUUUUAAAAGUUUACAGGUUUUUACGGUUUGCACUAAUUUGUUGACUGUUUUUUACACUUAUUGUUGCACAAAUGUUCGCAAUAUUAACAGUUGACUGUUUCAGAGUAUACAUCGUUUUAUACUAAUUUGUAGAUUGUAACUUAUUGUUAAUUUACAAAAGUUAAGCUUUUUUUUUUUUUUACAG
Danio rerio (zebrafish) is the source of this 2987-nucleotide messenger RNA. The record is from RefSeq and is a predicted model, not a curated record. NCBI's taxonomy places the organism in Eukaryota, Metazoa, Chordata, Actinopteri, Cypriniformes, Danionidae.